Molecule: messenger RNA, 894 nt
Organism: Saprolegnia diclina VS20
Lineage: Eukaryota; Oomycota; Saprolegniomycetes; Saprolegniales; Saprolegniaceae
Exons: 4
Coding region: 48-866 (272 amino acids)
Molecular function (GO): protein binding
Source: RefSeq, a predicted model, not a curated record
GCAUUUCGGAGCUGCCACGAACGCGUCCGGAACCGAGGACCGGCAUCAUGGACCCGCGAGCCUCCGAAUUGCUGAAGCCGGACUUGGGCCCGUUACCACUCGACGCCGCCUUUGGCGACGAGAGCGCGCUGCACGAGCAUGCGCCGAAGCGGCCCAAGACGACGCCCUUCCACGACGCCCAUGGCCCGCCCAAGCGAGUGCAAUGCCUGGACCCGGAGCACAUGCGGCAAAAGACCGCCAAGUGCGCGGUCUGCGCCAUCUGCCGCUUCUGCCCCGCCGGCCGCGACGAGUGUUUUGCCAACCACCGCGUCUUGCGGCCGAUGAUCCAGCGCAGCCGCCCGCCCCGAGCCAAAGUGUACCUCUGUGACGACGAAGAGCACCACCAGAAGAAGACGCACCGCGGCCGCUGCGAGCGCUGCCUCAAGUGCAAGUGGUGCCCGCCGCUCGUUGACGAGUGCAAGGAGUUCCAUGUCGACCCCGAGACGUGCACGACACCAUGUUCGGUCGAACGCCAAGAAAAGACGGCGCGCCUCGAGUCGCUCCUCGCGAUCCUUGGCGUCGACGAACACAAGGCGCAGAUCAUCAAGGCCAAGGACCUCCACGGACCUACGAUCAAACGGCGACAGGCGAGCGACCUAUUGCGGCAAAUCGUACACCUCAUCGCCGACCUUGUUGUCGAGUCGGACAAGGCCGACGGAGGCGCCGCGGUCGCCCAGCUCCUCGACGAUCUCGCGGCCGAGCUCGAAGCCAACCCCAUUCUCCAGCCGCAUCCAGACGACGUAUCGAUGGAGGCGCUCCAGGCUACCUCGCAGACUGUAGAUCUUUCGACGGACGGCGAAAGCCACCAUUUAGCGUUCAACAUUUAACGACCUUUUAUCUUGUUCGCCGCCAAAA